Molecule: messenger RNA, 1326 nt
Organism: Aspergillus steynii IBT 23096
Lineage: Eukaryota; Fungi; Ascomycota; Eurotiomycetes; Eurotiales; Aspergillaceae
Product: putative DNA 3'-phosphatase Tpp1
Exons: 9
Coding region: 1-1326 (441 amino acids)
Biological process (GO): DNA repair
Molecular function (GO): ATP-dependent polydeoxyribonucleotide 5'-hydroxyl-kinase activity; double-stranded DNA binding; polynucleotide 3'-phosphatase activity
Source: RefSeq, a predicted model, not a curated record
AUGACUGGAGCCGGGGGCACAAAGCGGGCCCCGUCCCCCAAUGGUGCUAUAUCUCCGCCUCCGCUCAAACGGAAAGUCGAACCAACGGUAACGAAGAAAGCCAUGUCCUCGUUCUUCACGCCCACGUCCCAGAAAAAGCCCGAGCAACUCUCCUGGCGGAUUGUGAACAAUAGCCUGGUCAUUGGCAAAUAUUCCAAAGAAUCGGGACCUAAAAAGGAGUAUCCGGCAAAGCCAAAGAUCGCUGCAUUUGAUUUCGACUCGACUUUGGUCUCAACCGCCUCGGGGAACACAUUCCCGAGAAACUCUUCGGAUUGGAAGUGGUGGCAUUCUUGCGUGCCUUCUCGCCUCAAAGAGCUGGACGCCGAUGGGUAUGUGAUAGCGGCAUACCAAGUGAUCAUUGUCUCCAACCAAAAAAAGAUCAGUCUACAAAAAGAGAUGAAAGCCGGGAAGGGCGAUUCUAAAAGCCUGACCAAUUUUAAAGAACGAGUCGCAGCCGUUAUGAAGCAGCUGGAUCUCCCUUUGAGUGUUUACGCCGCUACUCAGGAUGACGGGUACCGGAAACCGAGGAGUGGGAUGUGGAACGAGUUCUUAGAUGACUAUGACUUCGACGUGGCUGGAGUCGAUCUGGCCGGGUCUGUCUUUGUGGGAGAUGCCGCCGGCAGACCGCGAGACCAUUCCCAAGUAGACCGGGGAUUCGCAGCGAACAUCGGGGUGCCAUUCAAGACGCCCGAAGAGUUUUUCCUCGACGCUGACCCAGAGCCACUUGUGGAACCUUUUAACCCGUCUUCAUAUCUUCAGAAUAACGACGAUGACGCGCCUGCCCCUUUCUCGCGCCAAAGUCCCCUCGAACUUGUCAUCUUCUGCGGGAGUCCCGGAGCGGGCAAAUCGACCUUUUACUGGGAUUACCUAGAGCCAUUGGGAUAUGAACGAGUGAACCAGGACAUUCUCAAGACGCGACCAAAAUGCAUCAAAGCAGCUAAGGAAUACCUUGCGGCCAAAAAGUCCGUGGUAGUUGACAAUACCAAUGCAGACCCAGAAACCCGAGGCCACUGGGUCGAAGUCGCAAAGGAAUUCAACGUUCCAAUCCGUUGCGUGUAUUUCUCUGCGUCCCCGGACCUCUGCCGGCAUAACAAUGCUGUCCGAGCAGCAAAUCAAGACCUGAACCCGGAAUCUCGCACCCUCCUUCCAGGGAUCGCGUUUGGAGACUUUCUUCGCCGAUUCAAGGAGCCGGCUCUGUCGGAAGGCCUCACCGAUAUUGUUCGGGUCGACUUUCGCUUCCGAGGCAAUGCCGAUGCCAAACGAGUGUGGGGCCAGUACUGGAUCUGA